AUGAUCGCCGCGCCUCCGAUGACGCAAGCCCCGGCGCCGGCUGCAGCGACAGCCGGGUUCCGUCGGCCCGCCUCCCGCCGGACGGUGCGGUGCGCGGUAGCCGUCGCGUCCGCGGCGCCGGCCGGCAGGUGCACACUCUACGAGGUGCUGGGGCUGCGCGCCGGCGCGACGGGCGGCGAGAUCAAGGCCGCGUACCGGCGCCUGGCGCGGGAGCUGCACCCGGACGUGGCCGGCGCGGCGAGGGACGCCUUCAUCCGGCUCCACGACGCCUACGCCACGGUCUCCGACCUGGACGCCCGCGCGCGCUACUGGGGCCGGCCUCGACGUACCUGGGAGACCGACCAGUGCUGGUAG
Messenger RNA from Lolium rigidum, 354 nucleotides. Its product is annotated as chaperone protein dnaJ 11, chloroplastic-like. Lineage: Eukaryota; Viridiplantae; Streptophyta; Magnoliopsida; Poales; Poaceae. The transcript has a single exon. The coding region runs from base 1 to 354 and encodes 117 amino acids. The record is from RefSeq and is a predicted model, not a curated record.